AUGGCACAAACAGUAACCUCCGAAGACUGUGGUCCUACGAUCGCUCGGGUUAGUAUCGCGGUAUAUGCUAUCGCGGUCUCGUUCGUGGCACUGCGCUUUGUCACUCGCGGGUGGCUUGUCAAGAAAUUCGGCUUGGACGACUUGCUCAUCGGCAUUGCUCUGCUCGUCGGCGCUGGAGAAACAGUCGCACUUCAGUUCCAAGUACACCAUGGGCAAAAACUACAGUUCGGCGCUUCAAAGAAGGAGGAGAUCAGCAAGAUUCUCAUGUACAAGUACAUCAACAUGCUACUUUACUAUGUGGCGAACGGGGCCGUGAAGCUGAGUAUACUGGUUUUGUAUCAUCGUAUUUGCUCGUUGCAAAAGGGUCUUCCUUGGUUCUUGCGAGGAGCGGUAGUCUGGUCUAUGUGGGCGGCCAUCACAGCCUUUACCCUCUCUACCUUUUUUGUGGAGAUGUUUAACUGUCUGCCUGUAACAGCAAUUUUCGAUUUGGAAAAUCCGGCAAGGAAGUGCAUAGCGUGGGUGCCAUUCUACCUCUCGCAGGCCGGAAUCGAUGUAUUCAUCAACCUGGUCUUGCUUGUGUUUCCGUUACCAUUACUGGCUAUCUUGAGGAUCGAUAGGAAGCAGCGCUAUUUGCUUGUCUUGGUCUUCUCCAUUGGGCUAUUACCGCUCGUAGCAUCCAUCAUCCGAUUGUGCCAAAUCGCGACAGCAGCCGGCACAAAAGCCGGGAUGCGACCUUCUGGUGAUUCCAGCUGGGAGGGCCGUUGGAUCCCGCUCUGGUCCCAAAUCGAGGUCGACGUAGGCAUCGUCGCCGCCUCCCUGCCAAGUCUGAGCCCGCUAUUGAAGCAGAUAUGGUCUGGCUUUGCCCAUUCACGAACGUUAUCGCCGUCGCAUGUCCCCACACUCAUCGAACCGGGUUUUAACAACAGACGUGGAGAGGCCCAGGGACUCCAGAAGCUUCCUAGUACCAUCUCAAUGCUCCCGAACAAGUCUAUUUCCACUCUUGACACCCUCCCGAACAAGUCGGUAUCCACUCUUGGCUCUCUUCCGAAUAGGUCGGUCUCGACUCUCGGCGAGUUAGAGAACACGAAGCGGUUGACAUUCUUCGAUGAUUCAGAAGACGGGGAGGUCGAUCGCGAAGCGUUCCCAGACCCAUACAGCACGACGCAGAUCGGAGUAGCGCGGACAGUCAACACGCGGCUAUCGAGGGCGAUGUUCGUGGAUGUGCCUGUCUCACCCAGGAGGAGCGUUGGCUUUACAGGGCUCUCAAUUCCGGAGGCUGCCGUCUAAUGAGCUGCGGUUCUAGCAUUCACAAACCUUUGAUUAUAUGAAUCGAAGUCUUGCAACAUCUUCUACCUGACACGCAGGCUGAUGUGUUCCAAAACGCACGUACUCCAUCCCGAAGUCAUUGGCGCGGUACCAGCACUACGACGGUGGGCAGAUGGGCCCCGGUACUUGCGGCGUGCCGUGCGUGUCUUUGAUUGGAUGAGACUCGGUUUUGAGGUCGUGAAGUUUUCCAGGACAAAGACCAGAGGCGCCACAAGGAAGAGUUACCACUUGCCACGCCACGAUGGUAGUGCUUGUGGCAUCCGCUCUCUAGAC
Messenger RNA from Paraphaeosphaeria sporulosa, 1599 nucleotides. RefSeq lists its product as uncharacterized. The transcript is spliced from 7 exons. The record is from RefSeq and is a predicted model, not a curated record. Lineage: Eukaryota; Fungi; Ascomycota; Dothideomycetes; Pleosporales; Didymosphaeriaceae. The coding region runs from base 1 to 1287 and encodes 428 amino acids.